Gadus morhua (Atlantic cod) is the source of this 2513-nucleotide messenger RNA. It is a transcript of the gene vma12, whose product is annotated as vacuolar ATPase assembly factor VMA12. NCBI's taxonomy places the organism in Eukaryota, Metazoa, Chordata, Actinopteri, Gadiformes, Gadidae. Gene Ontology annotation, cellular component: endomembrane system. The coding region runs from base 249 to 848 and encodes 199 amino acids. Gene Ontology annotation, biological process: vacuolar proton-transporting V-type ATPase complex assembly. The transcript has 6 exons. The record is from RefSeq and is a predicted model, not a curated record.
AGAAGAAGAAGAAGAAGAAGAAGAAGAAGAAGAAGAAGAAGAAGAAAAUUGUGUCCUCCGACCUUGUUUACAGCCGUCCUGACAGCGUCUAACGAGCAGUUGAUAUAUCCAACGGAAUAAUAUUCAUAUGAACGAUUUUUAAUUGAACGGUAGUACCAGAGCCUAAACAAUCAUCCGUCCGGUUUGAGAGUUAACGCUGUACGUGUAACCACAUUGUCACCAGGAGCGACCUCUUUACCUCCCCAGCGAUGGCCUCCUCCUUUGAAGUAGGAGACGGAGUCAGACUCAGGCUGACGGAGCUGCUGGAACAGAAUGGCUUCUCCUGUCCAGAGGAGCUGCGGGCCGAACUGAAGGGACUGGUCGAGAAGAGAGAUCAGGACAGGAUCUCAUUUGCGACGUUAAGAAAACUAAAGAAUUGUCUUCGAGAUAAUGGGCAUCCCUUCUACCUGUACCAGUUGUUGGAGACCAGCUUGCCGUAUCUGCCGGAGGUAGUGAAGCAUCCGAGGAACCCUGAGCUGGUGGCCCGACUCGAGAAGAUUAAAGCCAAGCUGGCGAAUGAGGAGUAUCACAGGAUCACGCGUAAUGUCAACACUCAGGAAAUUAACCGGAAUGGAACACUGGCAGAUUUUGGAAUGCAAGUGCGCUCAGCUAAGGCCGCUGUUGUGACGGUGUUAAACUUCCUGGUGACGGUUGCCGCAACGUUUGCCUGUUCCUACAUGGGCAGCCAGUAUAUCUUCACUGAGACUUCAGCGAGGGUGAUUGCUGCAGUUAUCGCCACGUCUGUUGUCGGUUUGGCAGAGCUUUACGUCUUGGUCCGAACCAUGGAAGGAGAAUUAGGAGAACCAUAGAGGUUACAUCAGGACCCUGGGCCCUCGACGGCAAACGUUCUCAUUGAAUGAUCAUCACGAAUAUGAACAUAUCUAUCUGUUCUUGAUCACUUUGAGAUCAUUAAAUCUGGGACCUGGUGAUUGGACCAAACGAUUUGAAUGGGAGUUUUAGCGUUGAUGUUUGGGUAUUGAUUGAUGCCAAUUGCUUUGGUAUUGAUAGCAAAGUUAUUUGUCAACCGUUAUGUUAUUCAAUUGUCAUCUUUUUUUUUUUUAUUAACUUGAUCUCCUUUUUCCCCACAUGCUGUAUCUACUUCUUGUGUCAUUAAAAGUAUUACUUGUCUUACAAAGGAUGUUGUCUUGGACCGUCAUGGGGGGCUCCAGGGCCGAAGGGCCUGGUGUUGGUAGGUAUUUUAUUGUAAUCACAUUUCUAUGCUAGAGAUGUGAAACUUGGCAGGCAAAUAGAUAUAGUUAACUGCUUCUCAGAAAUGUAACAUUAUUAUGCUAUUAUCAUUAUUAUAGGACAUCAUUUCCAAUCAUUCCCAUGGCAGUUCUGUCUGGUUAACAGUUCUUGACUCAAAAACUACCAGUAUGCUAGAACUAAGCGUACCAUGCAACCAACCAUAGCAACAAGUAAUUCUGGAAAGCCUCUCAAAGUAGAACUCUCCCUGGACAAAUUGACCAAUCAAAACCAAGCUUGGGAUGAAUCCUCAGCACACCACUCACCUGCUCUUAUCUGCCCACUUUGCAUCUCUACAAUCUAACCUGCAGCAUGAGGUAUUUUCUGAGGUUACCACUUAAGACAACCUUUGUGCCUAAUUAAUUUUGUUGCCUACUUAAGCCAUGAAUCCUGUGUUCCUCUAGAGCAGGCAUGUCCAAAGACCGGCUCCCUUACGAAAAUGUAUUAUUUAUGGCCUGCCAGCCUGCCACCGUUGCAAUUUCUCUUUUCACCACAUGGUGGCAGCACCAUUCUAGUGCUAGCCACAUCCGCGACCCCCAUGAAUCUGACCCCUCCCCCCCACAGGUAGGCUAAUAAGGGUUAGCAAUCGCAUGGACGAAUUACUACAUCAUGGCUGCUGUAGCUACAUCAAACUAUACAUUUAAGUAAUCCUGAAUGGGCUUUAUAUUCAAUCAGUUCAUAAAUGUAAGUACAACUCACUAGUUUUGUAGUUGCAUCAACAAAAAACUGUUACUUAUAAUGCUAUUUAAAACAUACAUCUAACGGUUUCAAGUAAUAUGGACUGAAUAUGGAGUUGAGUCAAAUAGCAAUAUCUAUUUAAGUUAACUUAUUGUCUUAGUUAUGUUGGCAUAAAAUUUCAAGGCAGCAUGGACACUCAAAUCUUAUGUUGAAACAACAAGUUUGGUUGUGUGGUGCGAUCUGGAAAUUGUGAGAGACCUGUAUGUUUAUUUCUUGCAUGUGCAUUUUUUAUGGUCAAAUUGUUGUUAGUUUCCUACUGUUCUGGGUUAAUGAAAUUGAAGAAAAGACAAUAUUUUUAUUUGACUGCAAUUGUUGCAAUACAGUUGGUGAAUUUGUCAUGAAAUCAUACAUGUCUUCUCAAAUUAACUUAGACAGCUAUUCCUCAAUGCUUGUUCCUUAUGUGGUGUUUUUUUCUUCAAGCAUUUGUUAUUGUCAAAUUGAAGUCUAUUGCAGACUAUUGCAUAUCGUUAAAUAAAAAUUAUGAAAUGCAA